Castor canadensis (American beaver) is the source of this 518-nucleotide messenger RNA. It is a transcript of the gene Mrps18c, whose product is annotated as mitochondrial ribosomal protein S18C. Gene Ontology annotation, cellular component: ribosome; mitochondrial small ribosomal subunit. Gene Ontology annotation, biological process: mitochondrial translation. Lineage: Eukaryota; Metazoa; Chordata; Mammalia; Rodentia; Castoridae. Gene Ontology annotation, molecular function: small ribosomal subunit rRNA binding; structural constituent of ribosome. The record is from RefSeq and is a predicted model, not a curated record.
GGCCCCUUGGAAAAAGGAAAGGAACGCGGAGAACGACGAACCAUGGCAGCUAUGGUUGCUGCUUGCAGUGGUCUGGGGAGGAAGAAGUUGACACACUAUGUAACGGCUGCUGUCUGUCUUCCAGAUCGUGGAACUCGCGCAGUGGUAUGGAAAAGAGGUUGUUCACAACAUAAACAGGUAACCAGCAAUGAGGACCUGCCCAUUCCAAUGGAAAAUCCUUAUAAAGAACCUCGUAAGAAAUGUAUCUUGUGUGGGAAACGUGUAGAUUAUAAGAAUGUGCAGCUUUUGUCCCAAUUUAUUUCUCCAUUUACGGGAUGCAUUUAUGGAAGACAUAUCACAGGUCUUUGUGGGAAGAAACAGAAAGAAAUAACAAAAGCAAUUAAGAGAGCUCAAAUACUGGGGUUUAUGCCAGUUACAUACAAGGAUCCUGCAUUUCUCAAAGACCCUAAAGUUUGUAACAUCAAAUACCGGGAAUAAAUUAUAUGAGGUUUAUUGCCAAUAAACUUAUUUUAUAGUAA